GGCCAGGCCGCGAGGUAGUGGUAUUCGGAAACUCUGGCUCGCCGUCGCCAUAGUGGAAAUGGCGGGUGUUAGCUUACGCGAAUGACGGCCGAUUCAGUCUCACGAAGAAGUUACUGCCGUCGAGAGUUGUAUUAAUCGCGUGAGCGUGUUGUAAAGGGUAAAGAUGCAGAAUGUAGUACAAGGCACGACUUCGGAUAGCCAGAAAAGUCACGAAAAGCAGCCCGCUACAUCGGCAGCGGUACCGCAAUCAUCGGCCGUUGCAUCGGGUAAUCACCACGAGACUGGGAAGACGUCGUCUACCCCGCAGUCUUCCAAUUCGAGCCCCACGAAGUCCGAGACUGAGACCUUCUCGGAACUGCAACCGCGCUUUAUGACAGACUCGUCGGAAAGUGAGGAAGACAGCGUUUCCGAGGUGGACUGCUUCGCAAUAGAUAAUAUUGAAGUUGACGGAGAUCAAUCCGAACCGUCGAAAUUUCUAUUGACACCUGAGGAUCCUGAGCGUUCCGUAGACCCAGAAACCCAGGCGCGUCUCGAAGCACUUCUUGAGGCUGCCGGUAUCGGGAAGUUGUCGUCGGGUGAUGGAAAACACUUGGCGGAUCACGAGGUGCUUCGUCGUUUAACAUCUAGUGUUUCAUGUGCAUUGGAUGAGGCUGCGGCAGCAUUAACACGUAUGCGCGACAAUCCACGUACGCCGAACGACAAGCGCGCUCUUGUCGAGGCGUGUACCGACGGUGACGUCGGUACCGUUCGGAAAUUGUUGACAGAGGGUCGCAGCGUUCACGAAACAACCGAAGAGGGUGAAAGUUUGCUUUCCCUGGCUUGCUCGGCCGGUUACUUUGAACUCGCCCAGGUGCUGUUAGCAAUGAGUGCCAAUGUAGAGGAUCGUGGCAUCAAAGGGGACUGUACCCCUUUGAUGGAAGCUGCUAGUGCAGGGCAUGUGGAGAUCGUGAGUUUGCUUAUCGCUCACGGUGCCGAUGUCAAUGCUCAGUCUACUUCGGGCAACACACCUCUCAUGUAUGGAUGUGCCGGCGGACACGUAGCUGUCGUGAAAGUCUUAUUGGAAGCUGGGGCCAAUGUGGAAGAUCAUAACGAAAACGGCCACACACCUUUGAUGGAAGCCGCGAGUGCCGGGCACGUUAAGGUUGCCAAGAUCUUGCUUGAGCACGGCGCCGGCAUCAAUACUCAUUCCAAUGAAUUUAAAGAAUCUGCAUUAACGUUGGCUUGUUAUAAAGGACACUUAGAAAUGGUUCGAUUCUUACUGGAGGCUGGCGCGGAUCAGGAACAUAAGACGGACGAGAUGCAUACAGCGUUAAUGGAAGCUUCCAUGGAUGGUCAUGUUGAAGUAGCACGUUUACUCUUAGACUCAGGUGCUCAAGUUAACAUGCCCACGGAUAGCUUUGAGUCACCUCUAACGUUAGCCGCAUGCGGUGGUCAUGUGGAUUUGGCCAUGCUGUUAAUUGAGCGUGGAGCGAACAUCGAGGAAGUAAAUGAUGAAGGCUACACGCCACUAAUGGAAGCAGCGCGAGAGGGUCAUGAAGAAAUGGUUGCUCUGCUGUUAGGUCAAGGUGCGAACAUCAAUGCUCAAACUGAGGAAACUCAGGAAACGGCACUCACCUUGGCUUGCUGCGGCGGAUUUAUGGAAGUGGCAGAUUUUUUAAUCAAGGCAGGAGCAGAUAUAGAACUUGGCGCGUCUACUCCGUUGAUGGAGGCGGCGCAAGAAGGUCAUUUAGAUCUUGUAAAAUACUUGUUAGAUGCCCAAGCUGAUGUUCACGCACAGACGCAAACGGGGGAUACAGCUUUGACGUAUGCCUGUGAAAAUGGCCAUACCGAUGUAGCUGAUCUUUUGUUACAAUUUGGUGCUGACCUUGAACAUGAAUCGGAGGGAGGUAGAACUCCUUUGAUGAAAGCUUGUCGUGCUGGCCAUCUAUGUACAGUUCAAUUCCUCAUUUCAAAACGUGCAGAAGUUAAUCGACAGACGACAAAUAACGAUCACACACCCCUUUCCUUAGCAUGUGCGGGAGGUCACCUCUCGGUAGUUGAAUUAUUGCUCUCACAAUCAGCAAAUCCGUUUCAUAAGUUGAAGGACAAUUCCACAAUGUUGAUAGAAGCCGCUAAAGGUGGUCACACUGCGGUUGUUCAACUAUUACUUGAUUAUCCGCAUAGUAUUCUAAUGAAUGCUCCUCAUAAUGCUGCAUCUGCACCUGUCUUAUUGCCACAACAACAACCGCAGCAGCAGCAGCAGCAACAACAACAACAACAACAACAACAACAACAGCAGCAGCAGCAGCAACAACAACAACAACAACAACAACAACAACAGCAGCAGCAGCAGCAACAACAACAACAACAACAACAACAUAUAAGUCAUCAGCAACACGUACCUCAUCCUCAGCAAACAUCCGCGCAACCGCAACAGCAUCCGCAGCCACAGCAACAGCAACAACCAACUGCCGAUCAACAACAAGUCCAAAAUCUCCAACCCAAACAUAACACGACCAAGUCGUUGUUGAGGAAAAACCGAUCAACGACUCUGAUGCAAGACAUAAGCCUUACCUCUGCCGAAGCGCAGCAGGUACGUUCCCAACCCGCAGGCGAAUCAGCCGCUACCACCAAGGAUGACACCAAUAUUCUCGAUAAAGGCAGCGGAGGAUUCGCGAGUUUGUCAGAACCCAAUAUUAGUCUUAGUCCAACGCCAACAGCGUCAACGCAAGGGUCCGAAAGCCGGAAAAAUAGACAAGAGCAAAUUCUUCAUAAGCAACAAAUACUCGAGGAGCUACAAAGGGUAGAACGAGAAUUACAAAUUAAAGGAGCGGGACAUUUAUUUUCUGGUCCGCGAAAUACACUAAUAAAUCAACCUCAGCAGCAACAACAGCAACAAGAUCCCAGUGAGACAGAGGCAUUAUUACCAAGCAUGUUGAACAUUGAUUUACCGGCCCAGACGUCUCCUCAUGGUUUAGUUUGUACAACUGGCAUGUCCGGCACCUCGUUGACGUAUCAAGGAACCAGUGACGUAGCGUUGGCCUGCAGCGCCUACCUUGAACACAAGAUAGGGGUGGGAGCUGUGCCGUUUGACGCUAUGAAAUCACUCACCGUAACCCCGACCGCGACGGAAACGUUUCCUACAAACACAUUUAGCUCUUCACCUCCUUUAUCCCUGGCGUUGCCUACAACUGUCAAUGCCGCUGCGAUUUCCACUGUCUCUACUUCAUCGGCGACCACGCCGAGUCCACCGAGCAUCUCCACUCCGCCGACCGUCAUAGCUGUCUCCCAAUCGCCGAUUACCGCGAGCAGUGAUGUCAGUCAGAAUACCGCAAUAAGCGAUCGCCCGAAAGCGAAGCCCGUGUCGAAGAAGGAAGGGAAGAACGUACGGAAGGCCGCGUCCGGCAUGGCAAUGGCGAAACUGCAACAGACACAGGCGACCAUAAUGGCCGGGCUCCAACAGCAAUAUCAGAAACAACGACAGCAUACCUAUCAUGUACAACAAGUCCAUCAGUUGCAACAACUCAAUCAACAAUUGCAACUUCAACUGGAUCAAGUGCAGAUACAACAACAAUCACAACAGCCGCAAUCUCAACCGCAACAACCUCAAUUGCAACCUCAUUUACAACAAAACGUAGUCGGCAAUAAUGCGAGCAACACCAUUACCACUCAACUGAUAUCACAUUUGCAUUCUACGCACCAUCAUCUGCAUAGCCAGCAAACAACGCCCGAAAACCUUUCCGAGCAAACGGAUCCUGAAUUAACGCGAAAGUACAGAGAAACUGCUUGCGCAUUUUUUACCGGUGCCCAGAAGUCUAAAAGCUUCUCCGCUAAUGACAGAAUGUUGAAAUUAGAAGACGGCACUGAUAUUCCUAUCGAUGACGCAUUUGAAAUUUUUCGCUCUCUCAGUUUUGACGAUGCAGUUGAUGCGACUGAAGAUCAAGAAAAACUCGAGCUGAAGAGAUUGGACGUAUCAGGUAGUAAGGAACCGCAACAGCAGCAACAACAGCAGCAGCAGCAGCAGUUGCAAACCACACGCAUACUUCAGCAAUGUGGUAGUCCCCGUCUGUCUCAAGAAUAUUUCACCACUCCCACUGGCGGCGUGUUGGCAAUACCAUCUGUCACCGUGCCGACCAUACCGGUGCAAGUAACCGGCGCAGGGGUUCAGAUAGAAACGGACAUAUCAGCGAGUUUACAACUGACGAAUACGCAAUCUCUGCAGAAUCCGUCGCUGAAGAAUCGUCUGAGAGCUUUCGAGGAGGGCUUUCGCCAAGGUAGCAUAGACUUUCGCGAGUGUAUACAGCGCAUGGGCAACGAUAGCUUCCAGCCUCAGUUGUUGCUCCAAUCGUCUCAGAUAACGUUUCCCACGCAAACGUUGCCAGCUGUGAGCGGGUCAACGGGAAUGAUCGACAACAUACCUCAUCAAUCGAGUGGUUACACACAAUCCUCAACCUGUAGCACCAAUCAGGUUCAGGUCGCUACCCAAACCCAAGCGCCAACUACAACGACCGCCGCGAGCGGACUCGCAACUUCGGACAAAAAGCAAGUGCAGUACACCGCGCCAACGACUGGCAAAGGAAAAAAGACCAGAUAUCCUCUUCUGACCCAGCAGCAAUCUUGUCAGCAACAACAAACUACUAAUGCUCAACAGACUCCCAAUUUCUCCACGCAGAACUAUCAACUGGAUCCAGCGACAGGUGUUCCAACAGUUGGAGGUUACGCUACAAAUCAAGUUCCACCCGCUCCGUAUUCGUGUUUAGACGUCGACUCGGCGACUGACAGUAAUCAUGAUACAGCUUUAACCUUAGCUUGUGCGGGGGGCCAUGAGGAUCUUGUCGAACUGCUUUUGAAUCGAGGUGCAAACAUCGAACAUAGAGAUAAAAAAGGGUUUACUCCGCUUAUUUUGGCCGCGACGGCUGGUCAUCAAAAAGUAGUAGAGAUACUACUCAAUCAUGGAGCUGACAUAGAAGCACAAUCUGAACGUACUAAGGAUACGCCAUUAUCUCUCGCGUGCAGCGGUGGUAGAUAUGAAGUAGUUGAACUUUUGCUGACUCGUGGAGCGAACAAGGAACAUCGCAACGUUUCAGAUUAUACUCCCCUAAGUCUCGCGGCAUCUGGCGGUUAUGUAAAUAUAAUUAAACUUCUUCUUAGCCAUGGUGCCGAAAUCAAUUCACGGACUGGUUCGAAAUUGGGAAUUUCGCCGCUUAUGCUUGCCGCUAUGAAUGGCCAUACAGCGGCAGUAAAAUUAUUGUUGGACAUGGGUAGUGAUAUCAACGCUCAAAUAGAAACCAAUCGCAACACUGCGUUAACUCUCGCUUGUUUCCAAGGACGGCACGAGGUUGUCAGUCUCCUACUUGAUCGUAAAGCCAACGUCGAACAUCGAGCUAAGACGGGUUUAACGCCGUUAAUGGAAGCUGCCAGUGGCGGAUACGUUGAGGUAGGCCGCGUAUUACUCACCAAAGGCGCGGAUGUCAACGCGACGCCUGUUCCAUCAUCUCGCGAUACCGCCCUCACUAUCGCUGCUGAUAAAGGACACUGCCGUUUUGUAGAACUCUUGUUAUCAAGAGGUACUCAGGUUGAGGUGAAGAACAAGAAAGGUAACAGUCCAUUAUGGUUGGCAGCGAAUGGUGGCCAUCUCAAUGUUGUAGAUUUACUAUUUCACGCGGGUGCAGAUAUCGACUCGCAAGAUAAUCGUAAGGUCUCUUGUUUAAUGGCUGCGUUUCGCAAGGGCCACAUCAAAGUGGUGAAAUGGAUGGUGAAUCACGUAACGCAAUUCCCGAGCGAUCAGGAGAUGACGAGGUAUAUAGCAACCGUGAGCGACAAGGAACUCCUGGAGAAGUGUCAGGAAUGCGUUAAGGUGAUAAGAGCAGCCAAGGAGACGCAGGCCGCUAAAGCGAACAAAAAUGCCACAAUAUUGCUAGAAGAACUGGAUAUGGAAAAGACAAGAGAGGAGUCGAAGAAAGCAGCUGCUGCCCGAAGACGAGAGCGAAAGAAAAAAAAGAAGCUCGAGAAAAAGGAGGAGAAACGUAAACUUCACGAGGAAUACAAGAAGAACGAGACGGUUUACGAGGAUAAGGAGGAAAGCGGGAAGAAAUCGGGCGACGAGGAGUGCGAUCGUGCGGACGAUAGCGAACACGAGGCCGGCGACGAGAGAAUGGAGAGCGUGCCGUCGCCCGUGAACAGAAGUCCGGAGGAUCCCGACAGGGAGGAAGGUGACAGUGGAAUAGAUGCCAACAGUCAGGGCAGUUGUAGCAGCAAUGACGUGAAAGCACGAGAGAAGAAAAAGGACAAGAAGAAAAAGAAGAGCAACAGUCCCAGUAAUAAUAAUGACAAAGACACGUCACCCCAACGUUCGCCCAAGACUCUUCUUGCACAAAACACGAAUUUGUCCCAGAAUUCGAUGACAUCAGCUAAAUCUCAGAACAACGCUUCAGAUAAGCGUAUUGUCACCAACGUUACGAGUUCAGUGUCGGUGUCGACAACUUCGGUCACGACAACAAGAACGUCCACCACCGUCAGUUCCGAACGAAAACUGAAGGGUCAGCUGGUGUUCGAAUCAUCGAGGCAUCCGGCUGACAGAGAAGAUUUUGAGGCAACCGGUAACGAGGCUUAUGUUCCCGGCAAAGGAAAGAAAUCUUAUGGCAAUCAGUACGAUGGAGACAAUCUCAAUACAUCGUCGAAGAUUAGUAACACCAGCCCGAAACAAAGCGGAAAGCGCGAAGAGGGAUGGAAAGAAGUUGUACGAAAGGGCCAAUCGGAUGAUUCAGGAAGAUUUAUGAAUUCCCCAUUCCGUUCUAAGAAGGUGUCCGUUCCUCCUAACGCUAUCAGCCGUGUGAUAGGUCGAGGUGGCAGUAAUAUAAACGCCAUUCGGGUCGCCACGGGUGCGCACAUCGAAGUGGAGAAGCAAAGUAAAUCGCAAGGAGAGAGAAUUAUAACGAUUAAAGGGUCAUCUGAGGCAACAAAGCAAGCGCAUUCAUUGAUAUCGUUACUUAUCAAAGAUCCAGAUGUGGAUCUAUUGCAAAUAAUUCCUAAAUCGAAGCUCAACGUCGUGACAACUUCCGUUUGGGAUAAGUCCGUUUCUACUGUUGCUGCAAGUAAGACAAAAGUUGGUUCUGUAAAUAAACUGCCUAAUCUGGCGUCAAGUACAACCAAUGUCCAAGUAAAAUCGGGAUAUCCAUCGAGCGUAUCUACCGUAAGUCAGUUGAUUCCUUUGCGUUCGUCGUCUACCAUUAAGCUUGCCGGGGCCUUUCCUUCCCCAAUGCCACGUGCGACAGCGCCCAGACUCGUGGCUGCAGCGGAGAAGCGUGCGCAAGCAGUAGCUGCCCAAAUGGCCUCCUCGUCGAACACCAAGACCACAAUGUCAUAUACGAGCGCGAUCAUGACCGCCGGUAGGACUGGGACGAAGAUCGUCACAACCAGCACGACGCAGACAUUUGCGGCGAAACUGUCCGAAAUCACUGCCUCUACUCACAGUUCCAACGUCAUGCAAUCCGCUCACAACGCGUCGAUGAACAAGCAACAGAAAUCCGUGGCGCAAGCCGCUACCGUGACUGUCAUGUCGGCCACAUCCACGGCGACCGCUCACCCAACCAGCCAGCAACAGCAAUCCGUAGUCACUACUUCGCCGAAACACUGCCGACCACUGCCUACUUUAUCUGCCCCGCCGACAAUGGCUCAUUUUUCCGGAAAGUCGAAUUACCCUCCUGGAACCAACGCGAUGUCGUCGUCGUCGGCGAUCACGAACACCGUGGCGGUGACGAACUGCCCGGAAAGCUCGACCGUCUCGACGUCAACCAGUUCCGUUCGCGUGACACCUUCGCCACCUAUCGCGCCGUCUCAGACACAAACGUUGCCGCCACCUGCUGCGCCGUUGGCGCAGCAACAACAGCAAUCGACGCAACAGCAGCAGCAGCAAUCGCAACAAGCUGCGCGCAGCACGACCCCGGUCUUGAUGCAGGAGCAACAGCAACAACAACAACAACAGCAGCAGCAACAGCAGCAGCAACAACAACAACCGACCUCUACGCCUUUAGAAUACUCGUUGUUUAACGAUACUUUUACCAAGGUCACGCAACAGUCUAUGUGGGGGGGAAGAGAAAGCGAAACUCAGAAGGGUUUGAAUUUCGCAACUGUUGCUGGCGGUGGUGUAUCGUCAAACGCGGGAUCGGGCUCAACCACAGCUAAAUUUGACAGUUCCCCACCGCAGGUCGAUGCGUCUAAAGCUCCGGGAUAUCGUGGAACGGCAAUGUGUUCUCCGGUUUCGAGCAAACAGGGUGUCACGAGUAACGCGUCGACCAACGUGAUCAGCAGCGCUGUAUCGUGCUCUGGUCACAACAAUUCUAUACAGACCCAUUAUCAACAAUCAACUAGCUACAAUGAGCAUCCUUUGCCGAACAAACCGUCUGGCAAUCUAGCCGUGGCUAGACCGGUGAUGUCUCAACAGAGUAUCGACAUGAGCACGGCCAUGACAAAUCAAUUCAACAGGCCAGCAGUCUAUCAGGGCGACCUGACAUCACGUAACACGACGACGCACCAACAGCCGGCGCACGUGAUACCCACGUCGCAGCCGACCUUGGACGUCGGUCUGUUCAAGGCUGCUAACAGCGGUGGUGGUUACGAGCAUCCGAACGUAAACUCUAACUUGUUGAAGAUGGUGCCGAACGACAGUCAGGGCAACACUGGACAUGCCCUACUACCGUUCCAUCCUCACAUUCAGAGUUAUUCUCAAACUAUUGCUCCAUCUGGUUCUCCUGUGAUUAGCACCACCGUUAGUAUGUCACGAUUGAAUCCCCGUGCUCCCGAUUUCUCAAGUUCGUUGCAUCUAAACAACAAGCCUCAAGUAACAAUGUUCAAUGCUGCUGCCGGAUCGACGGGUUUGCAUCCGGCUAAUAUGUUUGCCGCCACCGUGCCAGCUCCACCACCGUCCGCGAUACAGUCUAACAAUCUGGCGAUGCUCGGAAACUUUCCUCUAGGAAAGUAUCAAGCACCAUCGCGGGCAACGCCCGCUGCCAAUACCGGUAUCUCAACAACGGCUCAGACGACACGGUGGCCGUUUGCCACACCAGCACCUCAUACUAGUUACCCGCCGCAUCAAGACCCGAUAAUGAGUCAAAUAGGAUUUUCGAGUCAUUUGACUACUAUCGGACAGCCAGGCGGUAGCAUCGAUCUGAUCACUAGUCUGAGCGAGGUCAAUGGUGGCGGUGGCGGCGGUGGCGGCUCACCGUCCAUGUCGCCUUCAUCACCCGCGCAAGUUGCUCAAGAAAUGAGUCAGCUGAAGCUCGAGGAUCGCAAAGUAGUACCUCGACCAAUUGGCACGGAAAGGGCGACAUGGAAAAAUUAUUCGGCCGCGGGCAUGGGUCCGGGCGGAGACGCCGAUUCCAUCAGUUGGAUGUUGACCGACAACAAGGUAAACUGGUCAACUAAUUGCAGUUUGGCGCCCGGUAUCGACAGGCAUCAGAUGUUCCGAUCAAAUCCCACGUACAAUCAACGUAUGUCCAACGUCGAUCCCGAGCUUCAUCAGAUGAUGGAAUCUUCCUUUCAGGGUCAUGUAGACACUCAACAGCCGUUCCCGGCUAACGGCAAUGCCGCGGCUUUAUCGCUCAUACCAGGAUUGACGUUAUUGCCGGGACAGUUUGGGGCGCCUGGCCUUGCGGAAAUUCCGCCAGCUGAGCCUAACAAGAUGGAUCCACCCGCGUGGGCAAUAUCCGAUGCAGUGCCGGACAAACAACAUCCCCCGUGGAACAAGCCGUGGACGAGUCAUUAAAAAAAGAUCCGAUUACGUGGACACGACCUCAACCUCCCAAUGUGACGAAAAUUCAUUUAAAAUUCGUAGUAAUCGAUACGUCAAAAAAAA
Messenger RNA from Pseudomyrmex gracilis, 9832 nucleotides. RefSeq names its product ankyrin repeat domain-containing protein 17 (gene mask). Gene Ontology annotation, cellular component: cytoplasm. Gene Ontology annotation, biological process: innate immune response. The record is from RefSeq and is a predicted model, not a curated record. Gene Ontology annotation, molecular function: RNA binding; protein binding. The coding region runs from base 164 to 9742 and encodes 3192 amino acids. The transcript has 29 exons. Lineage: Eukaryota; Metazoa; Arthropoda; Insecta; Hymenoptera; Formicidae.